This is a messenger RNA of Procambarus clarkii (red swamp crayfish), 456 nucleotides long. Lineage: Eukaryota; Metazoa; Arthropoda; Malacostraca; Decapoda; Cambaridae. The record is from RefSeq and is a predicted model, not a curated record.
AUGGCUCUACAGUAUAUUUGUGUGUACGGCUCGGUGACGGGUGUGUACGGCUCGGUGACGGGUGUGUACGGCUCGGUGACGGGUGUGUACGGCUCGGUGAUGGGUGUGUACGGCUCGGUGACGGGUGUGUACGGCUCGGUGACGGGUGUGUACGGCUCGGUGAUGGGUGUGUACGGCUCGGUGACGGGUGUGUACGGCUCGGUGAUGGGUGUGUACGGCUCGGUGACGGGUGUGUACGGCUCGGUGAUGGGUGUGUACGGCUCGGUGACGGGUGUGUACGGCUCGGUGACGGGUGUGUACGGCUCGGUGAUGGGUGUGUACGGCUCGGUGACGGGUGUGUACGGCUCGGUGACGGGUGUGUACGGCUCGGUGAUGGGUGUGUACGGCUCGGUGAUGGGUGUGUACGGCUCGGUGACGGGUGUGUACGGCUCGGUGACGGUGUGUACGGCUCGGUGA